UGAAAGAUGAAAGAGACUAUACAGAGGACCGGGUCUUGGGGGCCUGAGCCUCCGGGACCCGGCACCACUUACUCAAAUCCCAGGCGAGAGAGUCUUCGUUGGCCUCUACCCCCUAAGCCCCCGCUCAAGUCCGGUGGUGGUUUUGGGCCAGAUCCUGGGUCUGGGACCACAGUGCCAACUAGACGUUUCCCUGCCCCUCGGCCAUCUUUUGAUGCCUCAGCUAGUGAAGAAGAGGAAGAGGAGGAAGAUGAGGAGGAAGUAGCAGCUUGGAGGCUACCCCCUAGAUGGGGCCAACUGGGGGUCUCCCAGCGUCCUUGAGCUCUCCGACCCACUCAUAGAAAAACCUGCUCACAGCGCCGGCGCCGAGCCAUGAGAGCCUUCCAGAUGCUGCUCUACUCGAAAAGCACCUCGCUGACAUUCCACUGGAAGCUUUGGGGGCGCCACCGAGGCCGGCGGCAGAACCUCGCGCACCCCAAGAACCAUCUCUCACCCCAGGAAGGGGGUGCAACGCCACAGGUGCCAUCACCCUGCUGUCGUUUUGACUCCCCCCGGGGGCUACCCCCACCCCGGCUCGGUCGGCUAGGUGCUCUCAUGGCAGAGGAUGGGAUGAGAGGUUCUCCACCAGUGCCCUCUGGGCCCCCCAUGGAGGAAGAUGGACUAAGGUGGACCCCAAAGUCUCCUCUGGACCCUGACUCGGGCCUCCUCUCAUGUACUCUACCCAAUGGUUUUGGGGGACUCUCUGGUCCUGAAGGGGAGGGCAGCCUGGCACCCCCUGAUGCCAGCAUCCUCAUCAGCAAUGUGUGCAGCAUUGGAGACCGUGUGGCUCAGGAGCUUUUUCAGAGCUCUGACUUGGGCACUGCAGAAGAGGCAGAUCGGCCUGAUACUAAUGAAAAACAGGCUCGGUUCCCUCCUGGCCUUCAAGCCCAAAUUCAAAAAGCCAAAAUGCGGGUCUUAUGGCUUGGAAACAACUUCCUCCGAAAGGAUCAGCAACCACUUCCCUUGCCCAGGUCCCCCAGGGCCCAGAUGAGCCUUAUAGUAAUUUUAUCAGUCGCCUUACUGAUGCAGCUGAAAGACUUGUUGGUCAUGAGGAAAACAAAAGUGCUUUUCUCAAACACCUUGCAUUUGAGACUGCAAAUCCUGCCUGCCAGGCUGCAAUACGGCCCCACCAUAGUGGUGCUGAAAUUCCUGAUUAUAUAA
Messenger RNA from Arvicanthis niloticus (Nile rat), 1197 nucleotides. NCBI's taxonomy places the organism in Eukaryota, Metazoa, Chordata, Mammalia, Rodentia, Muridae. The record is from RefSeq and is a predicted model, not a curated record.